Lingula anatina is the source of this 1118-nucleotide messenger RNA. RefSeq names its product ATP synthase mitochondrial F1 complex assembly factor 2. Gene Ontology annotation, biological process: mitochondrial proton-transporting ATP synthase complex assembly. Gene Ontology annotation, cellular component: mitochondrion. The record is from RefSeq and is a predicted model, not a curated record. NCBI's taxonomy places the organism in Eukaryota, Metazoa, Brachiopoda, Lingulata, Lingulida, Lingulidae.
CAACCAUGUGGAGUCGAGUGAGUGUUCGGAUUCUUGGGAUUUCUACGAGGCUACUACACCCUGACUCCGCGGUUGUGCCCGUAGUUAAUGCGAGAAGAUAUUUACAAGACAGAACCAGAUUUUACAAAAACGCUCACAUCAAGCACAGCAAGCAAGGGUGGGAGGUACUUUUGGACAAAAAGAAGUUGAAAACCCCGUUUGGAAAUGUAUUCCAAGUCCCAUCUGAAGCUUUAGCCUUGGCUGUUGCGACGGAAUGGAACGCGCAAGAAAAGGUUAUAAAGUCGCACGAUAUGCACUUGACAUCGUUAUGUAAUACAGCGAUUGACAAUCCUACUCACAGAAACAAAGAACAGACUGUAGACAGUAUCAUUCAUUUCUUGGACACUGACACAAUAUGCUACUGGUUAGACGAGCCAGAAGAACUCACCGACCUUCAGAAUGCAGAAUGGAAACCAAUGAUAGAAUGGUUGCAGCAUAGAUAUGACAUAUCGGUUGAGCCCACCUAUGGGUUACUUCCCCCAGGAAUACCCGAGGAGACCAGAGCGCUUUUGCAAAGGCAUCUGAAUUCUUACACUCCAUGGGCCUUGGUUGGUUUUGAGUAUUGCACUGAUGCCUUGAAGUCUCUGAUCCUAACUUUAGGUGUUAUGGACAGGCAUCUGUCUGUGGAGAAGGCAGUGGAGCUGUCGAGGCUAGAACUAGAAUUUCAGAUCAAAAGGUGGGGCUCUGUAGAGUGGCAUCACGAUAUAGACUUGCUGGAAUUGAAGGCGAGGGUGGCAGCUGCAGUGUUAUUUGUACAUAUGUCGACUGAAUUUCAGACUGCUGACGCUGCCAAACAGACACAAAGAGGAUGAUUCAGAUGUACAAGUUAAAUUCCAGUGAAUUAAAUUAUAAGAUUGAUAUGAUCAAAACUGCAAUAGGAAUAGUUGCCACCAGUACUUCAAACAGCUACAAUUAUGACUUUCUGCCUACUAUUUGGACCUUUGUACCCUUAUUUUACCAUCUUACCAUCAUUAAAAACUAUUGAACCAUGUGUGCUUGGUAAUCGAAUGAAACUGUAAUUGUGGGGCUUCUGUACAAUAAGUCCUUAAUUGUGGAAGAAAAGAUGUUAUUCCUACUGA